Messenger RNA from Mytilinidion resinicola, 951 nucleotides. RefSeq lists its product as uncharacterized. Gene Ontology annotation, cellular component: mitotic spindle; chromosome, centromeric core domain; monopolin complex. NCBI's taxonomy places the organism in Eukaryota, Fungi, Ascomycota, Dothideomycetes, Mytilinidiales, Mytilinidiaceae. The transcript is spliced from 3 exons. The coding region runs from base 1 to 951 and encodes 316 amino acids. Gene Ontology annotation, biological process: homologous chromosome segregation; attachment of mitotic spindle microtubules to kinetochore; meiotic sister chromatid segregation. The record is from RefSeq and is a predicted model, not a curated record. Gene Ontology annotation, molecular function: microtubule site clamp; protein binding.
AUGCCACCACCACGAAAACCGGUGUCUAAACAGACAGCCCCGCCAAAGGCGACGUCGAAGCAGCGGCAGAACUCCGUACAACGACAAGCAUCAGUACCGCGGAGGAGAGCAGGAAGCGCGUCAGAUACAGAAAGGGGAGGCAAUGAUCCUGCGUUGAGGCGAAAGCUGGGGGAUUUGAGGAACCAAUUUGAGAACAUCAAUCUCAAAUAUCAGAAUCUGAAGGAGAUAGGGAUGACUGAUAAAGAGACCGUCUUUGAGCAGUUGAAGCGCACGACAGACCAACGAGAGAAAGACCAAGAUUCCGUGAUCAGGUCUCUUAAGCAACAAGUCGCCUCCCUUCAAACGCGAGCCUCUGAGACGUCAUCAUUACGGAAAGAGGUCGCAGAACUAACAGCUGCUAAUAGCAGGCUGACCUCGGAAAACAAGACCCUCUCCGCAUCUCUGGCUACCGCACAGAAUGAGAACAAGACCAUCACCGCGAAACUGGCACAGGCACGCUCUUCGGCACCACCGGAAGGAAAGGCUGGACAGGGCAGCGCGAUGAAACAGCAGCAGCGUAGUGUCGUCCUCCCCGGAUCCGCAGAAGCGCAGAAAGAAUUUCAGAUCCGCAAGCUCAAGGAAGAUCUCUACAGUGAUCUUACUGGGUUGAUAAUACGAGGCGUGAAGAAGGGUGAAGACAAUGAAGAUAUAUAUGAUUGCAUUCAGACUGGCCGCAACGGCACGCUUCAUUUUCAUUUCACAAUACCCGCACACGAUGGCGAGACGGCAUACGACAACGUGUACCUCGAGUAUCUGCCAAUUCUCGACGAAAAGAGGGAUCAGGACCUUUUCGACAUCCUACCCGACUACGCUACUGAUCCAGAGGGAAUUGCGAUCCCCAGGAAUCAAGUGGCGAAGUUCUACUACAAGAUUGUAGACUUUAUGACGAAGAAGACUAUUAUCGAAGACUAG